AUGAUGCUGCUGCUGAUGCCCCCGCAAGAGGCGUCACCAAACACUGGUGUUGGGGAGGAAGCAGCAGCAGCACCUGCAGCAGCAGCAGCAGCAGCAGCAGGUUGUAAUGCUGACUGUGGUGCAGCAGCAGCAGAGAAAGGAAGAGAGAGUCUGCUGCUGCAGCAGAGAAGCAAAAAGCUGCUGCCUGCUGCUGCGGUGUCUCUUGAGGUCCCCCCCUGCAGCAACGAGCUGCUGGGCCUUCCUAUCGAUACCCACGGCACCACCAGCAGCACUACAGGUGAAGCAGCUGCCGCUCAGCAGCAGCAGCAGCAGCAGCAGCAGCAGGAGCAGCACGGUGAGCAGCAGCAGCAGCAGCAGCAGCAGCAGCAGCAGGAGACUGCAUGCGUCGCGCCCUGUUUCUUGGGGCUUGCUGACUCUGCUAUACUCUUAUGGAGAGCCGCAGCCCUCAAAGGAGACAGUAAAACAAACCAAGGAGACAAACAGGUUGUUGUCUCCCCUUCUGCUGCUGUGCUGGGGCCCAGCUCUGCAGCAAAACCAAGGAGACAAACAGGUUGUUGUCUCCCCUUCUGCUGCUGUGCUGGGGCCCAGCUCUGCAGCAAGUUAGCAGCAGAAGAAGAUGCUGUAGGUUCUGCUGCUGCUGCCGUCCCCGUCUCGUUGGGGUCCCCGCUGGGGCCCCGCGGCUCUAGCCCGAGUGCUGCUCCUGCUGCUGCUGCUGCUGCUGCUGCUGCUGCUGCUGUUGGGGGCCCCCUGAGCUGCUGCGGUGGUUACCCUUCUUCUGUGUCUUCUGCUUCAUAUGAGUUGCUGCAGGGCAGCAGGAGGCCCCCAGGCCUAGCGAGAGAAUAUAUAGAUUUCUUAUGCUCUACAAGUAUCAUCGAUGCCUCUCUACUGUCUCCUCAGCCCCCUCUGUCUCCUGCUGCUGUUUCUCCUGCUGCUGUUUCUCCUGCUGCAGCAGAAACACACCAUAGGGGGCCCCACACACAGCAGCUGCAGCAGCUGCUGAGACCUGAAGGAGUAUAUCUCGCCGGUAUAUAG
Molecule: messenger RNA, 1032 nt
Organism: Eimeria mitis
Lineage: Eukaryota; Apicomplexa; Conoidasida; Eucoccidiorida; Eimeriidae
Exons: 2
Coding region: 1-1032 (343 amino acids)
Source: RefSeq, a predicted model, not a curated record